GCAAAUGCAGGACAGUCAUUUUGAAGGAAGGACCCCGCCCUGCUCGCCUGGGAUGUUGUUGUCAUUGUACAAUCUCUAUUUCUGAUAUUUGUAUUCAUUUAUAGUCAUAAAAAUGCCCUUGUUUGAAGGCUUGGGCAGUGGAGGAGAGAAGACAGCAGUGGUCAUUGAUUUAGGAGCGGCGUACACAAAAUGUGGUUUUGCUGGAGAGACGGGACCGAGGUUCGUCAUUCCCAGUGAGAUUAAACACCCUGGAUCUCAGGAGGCUGUUCGAGUCGUCCAGUACAACAUCAACACAGAGGAGUUGUACAAUAUUCUGAAGGAGUUCAUUCAUCUGCUGUACUUCAGGCAUUUGCUUGUGAAUCCUCGUGAUCGUCGUGUGGUGAUCAUUGAAUCCAUCCUGUGUCCAUCGCACUUUAGAGAAACGCUCUCCAAAGUCUUCUUUAAACAUUUCGAGGUUCCAUCAGUGCUGUUUGCUCCGAGUCACCUGAUGUCUGUUAUGACUCUAGGCGUUCAAUCUGCUCUUGUGAUGGAUUGUGGCUACACAGAGACUCUUGUGUUACCAAUCUAUGAAGGGAUCCCAAUCCUGUCAGCCUGGGAAGCGCUGCCAAUGGGAGGAAAAGUCAUUCAUAAGGAGUUGCACAGUCUGUUGUCCGAGCAGUGUACGGUGGACACAGACGCUGGCAAAGGACUCAAUCUGCCCUCCGUUAUUAGUGCUAUCUCGGAGGACGUUGUGGAGGAUAUUAAAGUGCGGACGUGUUUUGUUAGUGACUUGCAGAGAGGCUUGAAGAUUCAGGAGGCCAGAUUUAACAUGGAUGGAUCAGCGGAGAGACCUGCUCCUCCUCCAGAUGUAGAAUAUCCAUUAGAUGGCCAGAAGAUUCUUCAUGUUAAAGGCUCCAUCAGAGAUUCAAUUGCUGAGAUGUUGUUUGAACAGGAUAACGAGGAGAAAUCCAUCGCCACUCUGCUGCUCGACACAUUGGUUAAGUGUCCCAUUGACACACGUAAGGUUCUGUCAGAGAACCUGGUGAUAAUCGGUGGAACAGCCAUGCUUCCCGGGUUCCUGCACCGUCUGCUGGCUGAGAUUCGCAUGCUGGUGGAGAAACCGAAGUACCGAGAUGCUCUAGCUACAAAAAGCUUCCGUAUCCACAGCCCACCGGCUAAACCCAACUGCACUGCCUGGUUAGGAGGUGCUGUUUUUGGAGCAUUGCAAGACAUCUUGGGCAGUCGGUCUGUAUCCAGAGACUACUACAACCAGACAGGCCGCAUCCCAGACUGGUGCUGUCUCAGUACCCCCCCACCCGAAUCGGUUUAUGAGGCAGGAAAGACCCCCCCACCUCUGAUGAAGAGGGCCUUUUCCACCGAGAAAUGAACUUUGUACCCCUCAACUAUAACAUCCUCUGUCUAAUCAUUUCUUAAUAUGAAGACUAGGUGUAGACAAGACCGCCAGGGGCCAAUCACCACCACAACAGUUUGUUUGCAGGCCUUUGCAAUACUAAUGAAUGGUUGUGAAUUUAACAAUAGUACCAUUUUAAAUAGAGGCAUUAAAGUAAAGACAGAGAUAAAUCUUUCAAAUGCACCAAUUCAGCUUCUUUUUAUUUUAAUGAAGGUCCGGGAGGAAAGGACAUGGAAGGCCACUUGAUUAUAGAUGUCAAGAGAAAAUAAAUCCAGUAUAUAAUAUCAAUUAUAUUUACAUACAAUGUGUUUGACACUCAAUGUGAUAAAAGGGUUUGUGUAUUUAUUUGGAUUCUAAAAGAAUAAACAUU
Molecule: messenger RNA, 1760 nt
Organism: Xyrauchen texanus (razorback sucker)
Lineage: Eukaryota; Metazoa; Chordata; Actinopteri; Cypriniformes; Catostomidae
Gene: actr10
Product: actin related protein 10
Exons: 13
Coding region: 113-1366 (417 amino acids)
Biological process (GO): retrograde axonal transport of mitochondrion
Source: RefSeq, a predicted model, not a curated record